GUCUAAAUGUCAUGUUACCGUCCUGCUACGCUUUCUUGUCGCCGUACAAAGAAUGUCGUUGAGAUUACUCUUCGUGAUCUUGAUCAUGGUGGUUAUUGCAAAGAAGCUUAAAUGCGAGAACCUUACGCUGUGUUUUGUAUGGGAAGACGACUCGUAUUUUUCCACGAUGAACCGCUCUGCUGCUGCGGUGUAUCUUGGUGUCCAGAACGCUAACGCUUACAUAUUACCCAGGGACAUUCAGUUUCGUAUUGUCCAUGUGUCAACCGGUCCAUCGUGUGGUCGCACCAUGUAUACCCUCGUGUCGACCAUGUACGAUCUCCUUAAACAGGGAACCAGAUGCGACGCAUUCCUCGGACCCAGUUGUGCAUUUACCGCGGCCGCACUGUAUGGUUUUGCCGACACUUUAAAUGUGCCCAUCUUCGGUGCACCAGCGGCCGGCGUCUGGGCCAUCCAAGUGGAUGCCGAUUAUUCCGAUUAUCCAUUAUUAACGCGUCCGGCAUUCGGUUUCAGCGAUCUGACAGAUUUCCUGUUAUACUUCCUCGAUGAGUUUAAUUACCGGCAUUUAACCAUUCUGCAGGACGACUCGUAUUCAUUCUUUAGCAGCAUGGUCGGUCCGAUUAUGACUUUGCUGGAAUCCCGACGCAGAAUAAUUUAUCAAAAUACCAUUGUAAAUUAUGUGCGCAGUAAAAAUAUGACGCCCGAUGAUUACCUUCCGACUUUGAGAGCAGCGAACGCAAGAUCACGCGUUAUAUUCCUCAUGGUGCAUGCUACUGGAAUCCGUGACAUCAUGAUCGCGGCCAGCAAAAUGGGCUAUACCAAAGGAGAGCACGUGUUUUUGGCCGUACAGUUGUACGAUCUACCAUACUGGGGAACAAUCACACCGAUUGUGCACGAUCAAUAUGAUUCGAUAGUGCAGCAAGCAUACCGGAGCUUACUUAAAGUCGAACUCCAAAUGGACAUUGACACAACCAUUACAUACAACUUUGAACGACAGAUCAAAACAAUCGCACGUGAUAGAUACAAUUACCUUUACGAUCCUUUGGAAUCGAUUGACCCGGUGGUAAAAUCACUCUACGAGACCAUUCGGAUGUACGCGACGGCAAUAAAGCAAUUGAAGGAAACAGGACAGAAUUACCGAGAUGGGCGCUUCCUCAGCACAUUCCUACUGGAAAAGGAAUUUCAAGUAUUUGGCGAGCCGUUCUGGAUUGGACCGGAUGGGGAACGAGAUGGGAUCUUUGAUAUUCAGUAUUUUAAUGCAAAACCAACCUAUUCGAGGUAA
This is a messenger RNA of Paramacrobiotus metropolitanus, 1279 nucleotides long. Its product is annotated as atrial natriuretic peptide receptor 1-like. The transcript is spliced from 7 exons. Gene Ontology annotation, molecular function: peptide hormone binding; signaling receptor activity. NCBI's taxonomy places the organism in Eukaryota, Metazoa, Tardigrada, Eutardigrada, Parachela, Macrobiotidae. The record is from RefSeq and is a predicted model, not a curated record. Bases 53 to 1279 code for a protein of 408 amino acids.